Apodemus sylvaticus (European woodmouse) is the source of this 1911-nucleotide messenger RNA. It is a transcript of the gene Phb2, whose product is annotated as prohibitin 2. Gene Ontology annotation, biological process: mitochondrion organization. Gene Ontology annotation, cellular component: membrane; mitochondrion. The record is from RefSeq and is a predicted model, not a curated record. NCBI's taxonomy places the organism in Eukaryota, Metazoa, Chordata, Mammalia, Rodentia, Muridae. Bases 152 to 1021 code for a protein of 289 amino acids. The transcript has 8 exons.
GACGGAAGCGCACUUCCGGUGCCCUUUCUCCCGCGAGCUCUAAGGCCGCCAAUCCUCGUGUGCGAGGCGAGGUCUGUAAACUGGAGUGGGGUAGGAGCUGGCGGGCACCCCCUCCUGACCGCUGGUGCCGCCGCCUUCAGGAGGAUCAGACAUGGCCCAGAACUUGAAGGACUUAGCGGGACGCCUGCCCGCCGGGCCUCGGGGCAUGGGCACGGCGCUGAAGCUGCUGCUGGGGGCCGGGGCGGUGGCCUACGGCGUCCGCGAGUCCGUGUUCACCGUGGAAGGUGGUCAUAGAGCCAUCUUCUUUAAUCGUAUUGGUGGCGUGCAACAGGACACCAUCCUGGCCGAAGGCCUUCACUUCAGAAUCCCCUGGUUCCAGUACCCCAUCAUCUAUGACAUUCGAGCCAGACCUCGAAAAAUCUCCUCCCCCACAGGCUCCAAAGACCUGCAGAUGGUGAACAUCUCCCUGCGGGUGCUGUCUCGACCCAAUGCCCAGGAGCUCCCCAGCAUGUACCAGCGCCUCGGGCUGGACUACGAAGAGCGAGUACUGCCGUCCAUUGUCAACGAGGUGCUCAAGAGUGUGGUGGCCAAGUUCAAUGCCUCGCAGCUGAUCACCCAGCGCGCUCAGGUGUCCCUGUUGAUCCGAAGAGAGCUGACAGAACGUGCCAAGGACUUCAGCCUCAUCCUGGAUGAUGUAGCGAUCACAGAGCUAAGCUUCAGCAGGGAGUACACAGCUGCUGUGGAAGCCAAGCAAGUGGCCCAGCAGGAAGCCCAGCGGGCCCAGUUUUUGGUGGAGAAAGCAAAGCAGGAACAGCGACAGAAGAUUGUGCAGGCUGAGGGGGAGGCGGAGGCUGCCAAGAUGCUUGGAGAAGCCCUAAGCAAGAAUCCUGGCUAUAUCAAGCUCCGAAAGAUCCGGGCCGCCCAGAACAUCUCUAAGACGAUUGCCACGUCACAGAACCGAAUCUAUCUCACAGCUGACAACCUUGUGUUGAAUCUACAAGAUGAAAGUUUUACUCGGUAAGAGAUCCCACUGGACAGAGAGCAAAGCACCUAUGUCUGCUCCCCUGGAAUCUGGAAUCUGUGCAGUCACCAGAGCCAUUGACAGUUUUUCUGAACACCAGUCAGAAAAGUGGGUGUCUGUCUGGUUAGCAGGUCCUGUCUUGCAUCUUCUAGGACUGACUUUAUAAAGCAAAGCAGGAUGUCUUAUGGGAAAGGCACUUUAUUUAUAAAUAUUUAAAUGAGAAGUGACGGCUGGUAGAGGUCUCACGUGAGAACCUGACUGUAGACCGCAGAGAUAGUGGUGAAGAGCCGUCCUCACUGGGGAGCAAAGGGGUCUAGAGCAGCUGGGCCUGCAGCUAACUAUCAUAUAUUUCUCUUCUUACAUAUCUCCUGCUCACUUCAUGACAUGCUGGCUACAGAGGAAGGUAAGUGACUGCCUCCUUGCUAUGGGGUCCUGGGGGCCAUCCGCUUCCUGGACCUGCCCUUGCACCUCCCCUAUCUUCCCAUAGUCAUUUAGGAAGAAGGGAUGACUUGGGGUGUUCUGCACCUCACACUUAAGUCGCCAAUAUUAGGCAUGUUUCCUCUGUUCUGCAGUGACAGCCUCAUUAAGGGUAAGAAAUGAGCACAGAACGCCACCGCUGGAGAAGUUGGAAGAGCCAGCUCAGGGGUCAGGCGCACCCCACCCUGACCCAAGCAUCAUGUGACGGAUUCUUCUGUAUCUGCCCUCUUGGAUUAAGGAAGACUGAAGACCAUCCCUCUCAGAGGGUGUUCCUCCUUCCUGGGUUGGCUGGGAAGCGGGGAUGGGACAGUGUGAUUCUCGGUGAUUUCCUACAAUGUUGUCCUUCCCUAGAAUGGGGGGAGAUAACCACCAUGCCAGGAAUUCUCAAUAAAAUUUUUAUUACUUAAACUAAA